UUGGUGACGCGCGACUUAGCAGUUUGAAGAAUGAAACAGACAAGGAUGAAACCUUGCAAAAAGUCAGAAUUGUCAUCACCCAAUGACAAGAGUCAACUGCCUGCUGAACUCUCUCCAUACUACAGCUUCAGAGAUGAGCUUUCUGUGCAAGACAGGCUGAUAUUCAAAGGUGAAAGAAUUGUAGUUCCCAUAUCACUGCGUUCUAGCAUGAAGAGGGAGAUACACUCAACGCACACAGGAAUCGAAGGCUGUCUGAAGAGAGCUCGCGAGUCAGUAUUUUGGCCUGGAAUGAAUGCAGAAAUCAAACAGUAUGUGUCCACCUGUAAAACCUGCCAGUCAGUUCAGCGAUCACAAAAGAAAGAAACACUGUUGAGUCAUGAAGUCCCUUCCCGCCAGUGGGAAAAAGUUGGCAUAGACCUUUUUGAAUUUGAUGGUAAAGAUUACCUUGUAACAGUGGACUACUUCAGCAAUUUUUUUGAGAUCGAUCUUUUGGAAAACACUAGAUCACAGACGAUCAUCAAGAAGCUCCAAUCCCAUUUUGCCAGAUACGGAAUCCCUUGCACCGUGGUUAGUUACAACGGACCUCAAUUCUCAUCAGACUCUUUUGCCAAAUUUGCUUCCGAGUGGGAUUUUGAACACUGCCCAAGCAGUCCUCAUUAUCCCAAAUCAAAUGGAAAGGCAGAAUCGGCUGUUAAGAUCGCCAAGACGAUUCUGAAGAAAAACAAGAACCAAGAGCUCAUGGCCCUGUUAAACCACCGCAACACACCGAACCAAACCGGGACAAGUCCAGCGCUGUCGUUCCUGAACCGGAGAACCAGGACCCUCAUGCCUACUACCAAGAAUUUGCUGCAGCCAAGGACAAUCGAGCCUGACAAACACAAAGAAGAACUUCACAAGAAGCAGAGAAAAGCAGCGGAAUUCUACAACACUGAUGCAAAAGAUCUGCCAGUCUUACAUGAAGGUGAGAUACUGUGAUGAUGAGGCCGUACGUUCAAGGUUUUAAGAAAUGGACCAGUGGAACCAUUACAAAACAACUUGAUCAAAGGUCAUACGAGGUUGAAUCCGGAGAACCAACAUACCGUCGCAACCGAGUGCACUUGAAGAAAGUGCUGCCAUCCCCCUGCUGAUCAUGCCCCUAUUCCCACUCCAUCUGACCUUGCUGCGCCUCUACCCACAACUGACCUCCAGAGCCCUGCAGCUGUUCAGCCCACGACGUCCUGCAGGCGACAACUUAUCACGCCACAAAUGGAGUCUGAUAGUCCGGCAGGAUCCAAUCCCUUUCAUGGCUCCACAACCCCAGUGCGGUCUGCAACACUAACUACUCGAACACGUUCCGGUCAUGAGGUUAAAAUACCCAAGAUGGAAGACUUUGUAUAUUGACUGUACGACGUAUGCAUGAAUUUGUGUCACAACAAUAACGAACAGUACUAACGUUUGAAAUCGUGACUUAUUCGCGACUUAGCUCAAGUCGGUGAUUCUUUAAUUUUCUUAUUCGUUGGUGUUCAUUUGUUAUUGAACUUUUUAAACGGGGGAGGAUGUUACAAUAUCUUAGUUACGCCCCUUGACUCACUCUCUGGUGUGUGAGUCUGAGCUAUUCGUCUAAGUAAACAUAACCGUUGUCUUGGAGUGUGUAUUCCGUUCGUAAUAAGGCAGGACGCUAUGAAACAUAACAAAUACCUCCCUGGAA
This is a messenger RNA of Pomacea canaliculata, 1687 nucleotides long. RefSeq lists its product as uncharacterized. The coding region runs from base 31 to 975 and encodes 314 amino acids. Lineage: Eukaryota; Metazoa; Mollusca; Gastropoda; Architaenioglossa; Ampullariidae. Gene Ontology annotation, molecular function: nucleic acid binding. The record is from RefSeq and is a predicted model, not a curated record. Gene Ontology annotation, biological process: DNA integration. The transcript has a single exon.